UCUACGAAAACUUACUUAAACAAAAAACGGCAUUUUUAUGUUUUGUAGAAAUCAUUCGAGCGUAUUAUUUGGGGAUUUCCCAACGUCAAAACGUAUUUUUGGAUAUUAAACGUUAAAAAAUGGAGUCUUCUCGGUACUCAAAGUUUUGGUUAAAAACAUCAGCUGCUGUGGGCUGUUUGUCGUUACUUGUAUUUGAAACAGUAGUCUUUAUUGCAAUGCCUUCUUCCACGAAAUAUAAGAUCUAUCGAUUCCAAUUUAUGAUCGUUUUGAACCUCGUUUUUUACCCGGGAUCCAAGUAUUUUUGGAGGCGUCUAGUUCAAAAUUUGGUGAGCCCCAAGACGCCGGCACUGGUAAAAUACGCGUGGAAAGCGGCUGUGUUAUCAUUUAUCAUAAUGGCUCACUUUUCUUCAAUGUGUGAAUACGUCUACAUGGGAAUUGAACCGUCGUACAUAGCGAUGGCUUCAUGGACUUGUUUUGGCAUGUACAUCAUCUUAUUUACAUUUUUGGUCUCAAUGGGAGCAGUUGGUUUUGUGUUAAAACGCCUUAAAGGUCGAGUGGUAUUCAAGAAGAAACACCAGUCUUUAAUUUCUGCUUUGUUUACAAUAUGCUUCACAAUAGUAGCUGUUAAAACAGCGAUUAUGGAACCAAUUAUUGUUAAUGUGGAGAUCCAAAUUGAAAAUCUUCCAAAAUCAAUGGAUGGUACAAAGCUUGUUCUUAUCAGUGAUAUUCAUCUCGGUCCCACAGUUGGUCGCUCAAGCGUUGAGAGAAUCGCUACAAUGACCAACCAACUUAAACCAGAUAUUUUAGUUAUGGCAGGAGAUCUCACAGACGCAACUGUUGAUGCUAUGGGUGAAGCAGCUGAACCUCUUAGUAGAAUCAUUGCACCUUAUGGAAAAUACUUUUCUACAGGCAACCAUGAAUAUUACACUGGGGAUGUGGAAAACUGGUUUAAACUGUUGGAAAGUUUUGAUUUCCACAUUCUGCAUAAUUCAAAUGUAAAAAUUCAUGACAAAUCUGAUGAUAAGCAGUGGAUUUGUAUGGCAGGUGUUGACGACAUACAAGCUGACCAAAUUGGAUAUACAGGACAUGGAAUGAACUUGAAACAAGCAUACGAAGGUUGUGAUGAGAAACAUUCUACAAUACUUGUGGCACAUCAACCGAAAGCAGCAAAAUUUGCGCUUGAUUCUGAUUACAAAAUUCAACUGGUUUUAUCAGGGCAUACCCACGGAGGCCAAAUGUACCCUAUAAUAUGGCUUGCAUAUUUCCUCAACCCAUAUUUGAGUGGAUUGUACCAGCAUGGAGCAUCCAGUUAUGUAUAUGUAUCUCAGGGAAGUGUCUAUUAUGGAUUCCCGCUAAGACUUGGUUCAUAUCCAGAAAUACCAAACAUAGUACUUAGAUCUGUUUGACCCUGGAGCUUUUUAUUUAAAAAAAAAAGUUUUUUUGAAUUUAAAGAUGUUUGUAAUGUUACUGUUACAAUUGUGGUUGUAUGUGUUGACUAUGUUAAUUUUGUAAGCAGAAACAUUUUUUGUGGAAUAUCUUUUUAAAAUUAUAAUUGUGUGUUCUACAAUGAAUUUUACACUAGUGCUGUACUAAGGAAAUGUUUCUUUCAAUUUAUCUAAAAAGAACUUAUAUUUUUAUAACAUUAGCCAAUAGCUAUUACAGUAGCUUUGUGUCAUACCUAAGGACAUGCAACUGCAAUAAAAAAUCUGUUUAUUUUCCAAGUAAAAUAUGUUAGCAACACAUGUGGUUUAAAAUCUAAAUCUAUCUUAAAGAAUGACCCAUCCAAUCGUACACUGGUACUGUACUCAGUUUUAUUAUUUAUUGUUUAUGCAAUUCCCGUUAUCAAAAUCUUUGUUUAUCUUUUCUUCAAUCUUCAAGUUUCACAUUCCAAAAAAAGUUAUCUGAAUAAAUUAACCUGUAACUCGAUGGUAAA
Molecule: messenger RNA, 1933 nt
Organism: Ciona intestinalis (vase tunicate)
Lineage: Eukaryota; Metazoa; Chordata; Ascidiacea; Phlebobranchia; Cionidae
Source: RefSeq, a predicted model, not a curated record